AAAAUUACUUGCUCUUGUUGACAUAAGUGAAAUGCGUUCAGAUUUUUGUAGAAUUUAUUUUAUUGAAGCGAAUAAUAAUUUCUGUGGUAUAUAUUCGUUUUCUCUCAAAGCAGUGUUUCUAUUUUUUUCAAAAUGCUGGUUUCUAAUGUUUUAAAAAUUGAAAACGGUAUUACAAGUCUCACCGUCAUACCCCAUCUGUGUCACCUAUGUCGAAAAGCCUUUACUAAGAGUUCUGAUCUUGCAGAUCAUCUUCUGAGCCAUGGAUUAAAACUAGAACAGGAUCCUGAAAUCGUAACCCCUGAUGCAUCUUCUCAACCUGAUGAUGAAAACGCUUCGAAGCCAUUCGUAUGCAACUUAUGUCAGAGGCGAUUUACUAGUAAAGCGUACCUUUUGAAACAUCAAUUACUACAUGAAGGAGAAAAACCUUACUCAUGCGAUGUUUGCGACAGAGGCUUCAGUCACAAAUCUAAUCUCCAAAAGCACUAUCUUAUCCACAAUCCUCAGAAAGCUAAGCGCUAUGAAUGCGAAAUCUGCGGGAAGGAUUUCACAUCUAAAGCGUAUCUCAAAAAACAUAACCUGAUUCACACAGGCCAAAAACCGCAUACCUGUAACAUAUGCUUAAAGGCUUUUACUCUGAAAACUAAUCUUCAAAAGCAUUAUUUAACUCAUACUAAUAACAAACCCAUGUAUAUAUGUGACCUCUGUGAUAAAGGAUUUACAUCUAAGGGGUACCUUGAAAAGCACAGACUAAUUCACAUUGAUGAACGACCUCAUGUUUGUGGCGUUUGCUUUAAAGCCUUCACUCUGAAAACUAAUCUGCACAAGCAUUAUGCUACGCAUUCAUCAGUGAGGCCAUUUGGAUGUGAGGAAUGCGGGAAAAGGUUUAAACUGAAGGUUGGUCUGGAUCAGCAUUACUUAACUCAUUCAGACAGGAAACCUUAUGAAUGUGACAGUUGUAAUAAGGCUUUCAAGACCAAAGUUGCACUUGAUAAGCAUGAUUUGAAUAUACACGGUGGCGAAGAGCUAUGAUAUUGUGAGGAAAUAUUCUGAUUUUCUUUGCGUAUUUUGUCAGCUAUUACUAUGAAAGUAAAAUUGUUCAACCUGAAAAAUUAUAUUCUGAGUAUUUAAAUUUAUUUGAAGUGGUUUUCGAUAUUUUAAAGUGUUUCCCCUA
Molecule: messenger RNA, 1171 nt
Organism: Uloborus diversus
Lineage: Eukaryota; Metazoa; Arthropoda; Arachnida; Araneae; Uloboridae
Product: gastrula zinc finger protein XlCGF7.1-like
Exons: 1
Coding region: 133-1029 (298 amino acids)
Biological process (GO): regulation of transcription by RNA polymerase II
Cellular component (GO): nucleus
Molecular function (GO): RNA polymerase II transcription regulatory region sequence-specific DNA binding; DNA-binding transcription factor activity, RNA polymerase II-specific
Source: RefSeq, a predicted model, not a curated record